Saprolegnia diclina VS20 is the source of this 512-nucleotide messenger RNA. RefSeq lists its product as hypothetical. Lineage: Eukaryota; Oomycota; Saprolegniomycetes; Saprolegniales; Saprolegniaceae. The record is from RefSeq and is a predicted model, not a curated record. Bases 1 to 480 code for a protein of 159 amino acids. The transcript has a single exon.
AUGACGUCGGACGCCGAACUCGGUGCUAACAUUGUCGACACGACGCACGUCCAGGACGGGUCGAUCACGGUCGCCAAGCUCGCGCGGGACUUCCGCAUCGCCAAGUUCAGCGAGCUCACAGGCUUCUCGGUCGACUUGUCCAAGAAAUCGUUUUUGGCCGCCGCCGAUGCCUUGGACGCGUAUGCCAAAUCGGCCGACGGCUGGAUCAAGCACUACAACUUGUACGAGAAGCCGUUUUGGGUCAUCUUCCGCGACGUCAUGAAGCACCUCGUCGACGGUGACGGUCGCUGCUCCAAGCUUGAAGACGGCGAGAUCGACGAGUGCCAGAACCUUGAGUGGCUCGCCACGCAGCCGCGGGUCGUUCAGGUCACGUGCGAGUGCCAGCGCAGCAACUUUUCCGUCUUCAACUGCCCGGCCAUGACGGCGUACAUGCAAAUGGAACAGGGAGCGAUCGAGUCGACGACGCUUGACGCCAAUUAAUGCGUGAACAAUACUCCAAGUCUGGAUACUUG